UACGCUACCUAGGUUGAGAGUAUAGGAGAUUGUCAGAUUCCUACUUUCGUAGAAGUGAUAAAACAUUGAUUGUCUUCUCCUUGAGAAUGCCCAAAGGAUAUAAGGAAACUCUUAAAGAAGAUGCUCUUUGAUAAUGCCCAAGAAUAGGUGUCAAUGUUGGCAUAUCUGCUUCUGGCUUAUCCACCUCUGCACAAUAGUGAAUCCCUCACCUUAAGUCCUCUCCCUCUCAAAAUCAUAAGACUUCAUUUCAUGUCUAAAUUUACACAUUCGGGCAUCCCCACUCCUGUACUUUGGUAAAGAUUCUCAAGUUGGAACCGGAGAAAUCAAAGCAUUACUUGAUCUAACUAAUUUCAAUUCAAGUCGAUAUCUCUAAUAUGCCAACUAAUUACGACCAAUUAAUUAAAAUUUUGCUCUAAUUUAACCUUCAUUAAUCAAUAUUUCACAAACUCGGGUGGGUAUCCAUUUCUCGCCCAAAGUUGAAUGGGCAUUACUUGAUCCCAAUCCAUCUCAGUCAGUAGGCUGCUUCUGCCCACCAUGAUUUGAAGCAUUUUAGACUAUUUAAGAUUAAUUGAUUUCUCUUGAAAUUAGGGGAUGUGUAGGCGUUAGUGAAAACACUUUAAACAUCUUGAGAUUGAUCAAGUUCUCCACUUGAUUAGAUGAUGGUUAGGCACUAGAUGGAGGUACUUUGGAUGCCUUAAGAUUGAUUGAUUUCUUCAGCUAAUUGGGUGAUAGUUGAGUGGCAACAAAAUGGACGUCAAGCGAGUUAAAAUCAAUUGAUUUAUUGCCCAAAGUAGAAAGUAAUGAUGGAACCAUGAUGAAGUAGUUGUAGUAGUCACAAUCUCUUUCAUCGUCAUUAUUAUGCUCGGAGAGGGAGGAAGCAUAAAUGAAGCAAUAUAACUUGCACUCCACCUUAAAGGAUGUUAGAAACUCAAUGGGCAGAGAAUCACCAUCAAGAGUCUUGGCUUGCAUUGACCACAAUGAUGCUAAAGAAAGAAGCAGUUAUUGGUAGAUCUCAGAGAUAAGGUUCGGGAAAGAGAUUAAGUCUUUUGGUGCUUUAAAAUGACAUAUGGAGGUCCUCAAGCAUGAGGUUUGGGGAGUAGCGAUGAGAUAGGUAGAAGAUCUCAAAGAUAAAUCUUGGAAAGGAGAUUGCAUCUCCUUACGAGAAUAAGUAGGCUUUGCUCUUGAAGGGAAGCACGUGAGAAAUAUUUCUUGUGAGGGAACCAUGAUGAGAUGUGGCAGAUGAGCAUCCACUGGUUGGUGGGCGCAGUAUGGAGAAUUGGUCAAGAUCUAUUGCAGAUUUACUAAACUAUUGAGAGACCUGAUUGAAGAAUCACGAUAAAAAUUUGAGAAGUAGUUGGUGAUGUGUUGGAGGUGUAAGUGCAUGUGGAUGUUGAUGUCUUGGAGUAAAGACUAAGGAGGAUGAAAGGAGCAGGCAUUGAUCGCAAAGCAUUAUGGAGGAAACACCGGUGAUAAUGAUGACGAGUGUGGAGAUUUUCCCAAUGAACAAACCAACUGGAUGGUGAUGUUCACACUAGUGGGUAUAAGAUAUAGUGAGAAGCGGACAUGGUUAGUAAUGUAUGGCUAGAGGAGUAAGGACCUGACUAUGGUUGUGGGAAAGAGGAGAUGAUUAUUAGGCCUAUGUAUUGGGGAAGAUAGAAAGUUAGGGAGAUGUAUCUCGUGAGAAAAUAGAAAAUAAAAGAAAGAAAAUUUUUGGAGUUGUUUUCUUAGGGAAAUACAACAUUAUAAUUGUUAAAAGACCAUUUAAACUCGUUUUAUUUGCUCCCUCUUAACACAGGCACAGCUAAACCAAGUAGCUCACUCACUGCAUGAUGUUGCUUGUGGCCAACCCUUGCUAUUGGGAGUGUUGCUUGCUGUGGAAAAGAGUGGGUACCUGAGUUGAAUGGCAUCACACAACAAUUUUGUCUAAAUGUUUUGAGCCUGAAUCGGAUGUAAAAUAGCCAGAUAAAAUGUAUAGCGUCAAGAUCUGAGGAAGAAUAUCAAGGUUUUCUUCUCAAUCAUCAAUCCAAAUGCUGAAGUUGUUGGCUGUGAUUUGGAUUCAUGAUUUGUAAAUGUUUUUUGUUAUAAGAGUAGCUGCUGGUCUUGUUGUUUUGCUCUGACUUACUGGUACCAUAUAAAAUAGCUAAGACGGGUGCUCUCUGUUGUGUGGCCGCUGGGCCACAUGGACCAAAAUCUAAUACUUCUGGAAGAGAUUGCUCCAUGGAUCCAAGUGAACCUCAUUGGCGAACCAAUUCAAGCUACUCACCUUAUUUAUCAAGGAGAUGGGACUGCAGUUCUCAGUCAGAUGAACUAUCAAAUAGAGUUCAUGAAGCUCCUCUGACUGGGUCUUCAGUGUCUCUGCAUAGUAAAAGUGGCAGACAAACUAGGAAUAAUGACCUAAUUCAUCACCAUUCUGUGUCUGAUGGGGCACUAUCUUAUUCAGGGAGCCCAUCUGACUAUCUUCAAGCACGACGCUGGAUACCGUGUGUGCAUAGAUAUGAUCUUGGGGAAUUUUCUACACCUUCAGGAGGUGCAAGGCCUGAAGCUUCCUUUUUCUCUAGGGGAAGUGAGGGAUGCGUUGCUGUAGCAAAUGGUAUUGGUUCUCCAUUUUCUCCAUUAGAAUCUAGUAGAUGGGCAUCCACUAGCAAGCAGCCCCGCCAUCUUUCAAACAGACGAUCAUUCAUGUCAAAGCCUAUUUAUCCACUUAUGUUCCAGAAUCCUGUCUCAGAUUCUGAUAUCCCUAGAAUGGCUGAAGCAAGUACUAGUGGUGUGAGAAUGCAUCAUGAGAAUAGUGGGGCUUCACCUAUGUGGGCCAAGAGAACAUUGAGUCCUGAACUCAAGUUCUGUAGAGCUCUAACUGAACUUCGGAAGAUGGAGGCUUCUCCAGAUCUCAGCAUGAGUUCAAGGAGGGAAGGACUCAGAUGGAGUUACUCAAGCAGCUAUGAUUUCAGGUUUGAUGGAGAUUCUGUUGAUAUCACAGAAGCCAUUGAUAUUGAGAACCAGAGAUGCCCUAGUAACACAACAAGAUACCAGAGAUGCGAGAUUUGCAAGAGGUUAUUGCGUCAAAAGUCUCCAUGGAGUUCUAACCGAAUAGUCAGAAGCACUGAUAUGCCAGUUACUGGCAUUCUCCCUUGUCACCAUGUUUUCCAUGCUGAUUGUUUGGAAGAGACCACUCCGAAGAGUCAAAUUAAUGAACCUCCAUGCCCCGUGUGUCCAAAAUCUCUCAGACAAGAAAAACAGACAUCAUUUUCAGAGCAUGCCCAUGUGGCUUUCAAGUCUGCUAGCAGCAAGGGUCAAGGUGCAACAGUGACCAGUGGAUCAGACACUAGUAGAAGCUUGAACCCUCAUCAGAUGGAGGAUGACAUGAGGAGAAACAGUUCACUGGCAGAGCCACACCACAGUAGUUCGUCGACUAAGAAACACAUCAAAAAGCGUUUAUCUUUCAAAGGCAAGAUAGGAAAGGAUCUCUUGGGGGCCAAAAUGUUCUGGGCCAGCAAUUGACAAAAUCAUUGAGUGCCCGGUCAGUGUCCCAUUUCUACAAUGGGUUUGUAAUAGUUGGCCUUGUAUAUCAUCAGUGUUGGCCCUUUUAGUGUCUGAAAACUUAAGAUAAUAAUUACACAUUCCAAAACAGAUCAUGUCACCUUUCACUGUGCCGACUUGGCUAUGGAACAUUUCGUGAACUUCUACAUCCAACA
Zingiber officinale is the source of this 3692-nucleotide messenger RNA. RefSeq lists its product as uncharacterized. The transcript has 5 exons. Gene Ontology annotation, molecular function: metal ion binding. The record is from RefSeq and is a predicted model, not a curated record. Bases 2218 to 3498 code for a protein of 426 amino acids. NCBI's taxonomy places the organism in Eukaryota, Viridiplantae, Streptophyta, Magnoliopsida, Zingiberales, Zingiberaceae.